AUGAAUUCUUUCCGUAAAAGUUAGACUAACAACAUCAGUAGAAGAGAGUCCUUAGAAACUAUGCCUACUGUAUUUAAUGCAGAACUGCUGAAUUUGCAAUUUGCAAAUAAGAAGAAGGAGGUAGACAAUAACAUAUAUAUAUAUAUUUAUAGGUCAUAAAUGAAUAUGUUGUUAAAAGAAAAGCUGAAUUAUUGGAAGAAAUGCAAUAAGAAUAAAUACAUUAGGAUUACGAUAGAAAAACUGAAAUUUAAAAGUUAAAAGCAUUAUUGGCUAAUAUCAAAUAUCAAAAUGAUCUUAUGAAGUUAAAUUUAAAAUAAUACGAUCAAAUAUACGUUGAAUAAUAGAAAUUCACUACAAUCUCUCAUAAUGACUUGGUGGAUGUUAAUAAUUAAGUAGAUGCUGAAUAAGAAUAAAAUUAAGCAUUAUAGCAACAAAUUUAAUUAUUAGGACGCUCAUUAAGGAAAAAUUAAAAAUACAACAAUACACUUAUAGAAUAAUUGCAAUUAUUUACUCAAAAAUAGCCUUAGAUUUAUUUAAAGGAGUUUCAAAAUUAAUAAGCCUUUGAUGCAGCAAAAAAGUAAAAUACAAAGAUAAAAAAGGCGUUACAGGAAGAAAAAGAAUGGUAAAUAAAAUACUUAUGUGAAAAUACAACAAAUUAUGAACACAAAAAUUAAAUUGUCAAGUAAUUUAUAAUUAAAUUUAUUUAGGGAAAAUUUAGAAAGUUUAUGUUAAUAAGAAGAAAGAUUAAGAUAUCUAUAGGAAUAAUUGAUUCUAACAGAAAAAUAAAUUUAGGAUAUUGAUUUAGAAAUAUCAACUAAGUUCAAUAAGAUUGAAGAAUGUGCAGAAUUUUUAGAUGAGUUGGAUGAUUUCGACAAAAUUAUCUUAAUAUUUGUGAUGGAAGAUCCAAAAGAUUUUGAACUACCAGAAAUUUUGGAAAAUGCAAGAAAUUAAUUAUCAAAACCAAAGAAUAGAAUGUAAAUUGCUGAUAGCGAAUAAGAAUAUAUUGAUAGAGCUAGAUUUAGCAGUGUAAGUUCAAGAAUGAAAAUCUUUUUUAAAUUUCAUAACAAUAAUUUAUAAAAAUCAAUUGAUGAUUUGAUUUAAGUAUAUCGUAGAUUAUAAUUUAAUGAAAUGACUUUAAAAAAUAGGUAUGAAGAUUUAUUAGAUUAAAAAGCAAAAUUGAAAUAAAUUUUAGAAGAUUUAAAUUCCUUAGAAUUCUAUGCAAUGGAUGACAUUUUGUUUGAAAGAGACGAUCAACAUAUGAAUAUUGAAGAAUUAAAUGUAGAGGCAGCCUUAGUCUCUAAAAAUCAAUAAAUUAGAUUAGUUGAAAAUAAUGCUUAAUUUGUAUUGAGAAUGUACAGUAUGCUAACAAAUGUAUUAUUUAGAAUGAUUAAUUCACUCUUAAAUAUUAAAGAAGUAUUGAAAACCUGUCCUUCAGAAUUAUUUGAUUAAGAGUAAGAAUUUAUUAAAUUUUAGUUUUUAUUUAAAAUGGACAUACAAUAAAUUAUUUUCAAAAUUAACUACUAUUCAUGAUUAAUUGGAAAAUCAAUUUAAAAUUAAAAUAGUUGUUAAAGAUCCUGUAAUUCGUAAUUCAAAUCAAUUAUUGAAUGCUAUUUAUGAUCAUCUCGAAGAUCGUCCAGCUAAAAGGAAAACCUUGCUUCCUAUAGCUUAGAAAUAAGGUGUCUAAGAGAUUUUAGGCACAGUGUUAAAUAAAGAAGAAAUAAAAUAAAUAUCUGAUGCAAUUAUUAAAGAUCCAAUUUUAGCUUAGUUUUUUACUAUUAAUGAUUUAUAAAAUAUUGUUUCAUAACAAGAUAAUUACAAUUUAGAUAGUUUAUUGAAAAAGAUAAAAACUGAUGGAUAUGAAAUAGCAUUAACAACAGCAAGAAGAUAAUUAAAAUUCUUAUUAAAUUUUAUAGAAGAAGCUGUCUUUGAUUGUAAGAAUAUUUAAGAGUAGCAAAGUUCUGCUAAAUUACUUUAAUAAAAAUAUAAAUUAUAAGAUUUAAUGGAAAAGCACAUGAAUAGUUAUGAGUUUAAACCAAAAGAAUGGAAAAAGGAUGUAAUUGAAAGUAAAAUAAAAUAAUUAAGACCAUUGAAUGGAUAACCUUUUGAAGAAUAACCAUCCCCAAUAACUGAAAUAAGAAUCUAAUAAUAAUUAACUACUUAACCUCCUACUCCAAAAAUAUAACCUAUUCGAUUUUGUAGAACAGAAUAGUCACCGAAUUAAAUUAAAAGAUUUAUCUUCACUAUUGAUUCUUAAAUACCAAACUGUUCUUAAUCUUAAGCUAAUUAAAAGUAAUCUGAUCCUAUAUUUAUUCAUUUGCAUCAUAUGAAUAGAAAGAUAAAAAAUUUAAAUCGAUCUUAAACUUAGCAAAAAUCAAGUCCUCAUCAUCAAUUUGAUGUUCUAUUUAGCAAAAAAAGUGUAGAGUUAUCUCGUGAUUCAAUCACUAAUUUACAACUAAAAUCAACACCCUUAUAGUAGAAUAAAGUUAUUUUAAGAACAGCAUCAAAAUGCCCAAAAUUACUAAAUAAUACUAAUAAUAGCACUAAUUUAAUUUCGACUAGGUCGAAAUGUAAUACAAAGGCAUCAAAUGAUCAAAAAUUGGAAUAACCUCAAUCAAUUUGUAAAUCCCAAUUAUCAUCAACAUAUGGAAGCGCAAAUAAAAAAUUAUAAGAUUUCUUUCAUAUGACAAGCAUUAGAAAAAAAUGA
Paramecium pentaurelia is the source of this 2704-nucleotide messenger RNA. Lineage: Eukaryota; Ciliophora; Oligohymenophorea; Peniculida; Parameciidae. The record is from the annotation of a GenBank genome assembly.